CCGACUGAGAAGAUUCAAAGGGAUUUCUCUUGGGCUCCAAGUAUUUUCUCUCUCUAUAUUCAUCUCUAUCUAUCUCUCUCUUGUUCUUCUUCCGUAUAUAACUUCGCUAAGAGCCUGUCCUUCUUCUUCGUGGAGCAGCUCCCUCUCCGCUUCGAGUUUCAGGAGGAAAGAAAGAAAGAAUACAUUCAUAACAUACCAGCGCCUUCUUUACAUUCCCAAUUUCACCUUUUCCAAUACCCACAGACAAGAACAACAACAAGGUCUUCGAAGUCUUCCGAUUCGACGGUUUCAUAUCAUUUCUCCAAUAUCAGUGGGUUCUUCUUAUUUGUUUGAUUCCUGCAAUCCUUUGGGAGAUAUGAGCUCUCAUGUUCGAUCGGAUAGAAGGGAUAAUCAUAAUAAUAAUAAUAGGGCAAGAAAUACAGGUCAAUCAGCAGCUCGUCAAGAGUGGGUUCCUAGGGGAACAACAACUGCUCCUGCUCCUGCUCCUCCUCCUCCAGCCACCAAUACAACAGUCCAGUUUCCUAUUCCCAUUACUUCAAAUCCAACCGGAAAUGGAUCAUCAGGAGGUCAUGUAGUUAACUCAGACACCCACUUUCCACAACAGCAAAAUCGGUAUAGAGUGAACUUGGGGGGUGGUCAUCAGGGAAGACGGUACAAUCAGAGGAAGGAGAGACCUCAUCAGAAAGUUAAUGAGCAAGAAAAGGUACCCAAGGAUACCAAUUUACCUCUGCUUGUGCAGGAAAUUCAGGAGAAACUUACUAAGGGUGCUGUCGAGUGUAUGAUAUGCUAUGAUAUGGUUGGUAGGUCUGCACCCAUCUGGUCUUGUCAAAGCUGCUAUUCAAUCUUCCAUUUGACCUGUAUUAAGAAAUGGGCGCGGGCUCCUACUUCUGUUGAUUUAUCUGCUGAGAAGAAUCAAGGUUUCAAUUGGCGUUGUCCGGGAUGCCAAUCUGUUCAGUUUACUGUUUCUAAAGACAUUAGAUAUUACUGCUUCUGUGGAAACAGGCAAGAACCUCAAUCUGAUUUGUAUCUUACUCCACAUUCCUGUGGAGAACCGUGUGGUAAGCCACUUGAGAAAGAAGCUCAUGGAGGUGAAGACGAUCAUUGCCCCCAUAUUUGUGUAAUCCAAUGCCAUCCAGGCCCAUGUCCUCCUUGCAAAGCCUUUGCUCCACCUCGCCCGUGCCCGUGUGGGAGAAAGACAAUCACGACAAGAUGCUUCGACAGGAAAUCAGUUCUCACCUGCGGCAAUAAAUGCCAGAAGCUUCUCAGCUGUUUGAGACACAGGUGUGAAAGCAUUUGUCAUGUUGGGGAUUGUGAUCCUUGUGAAGUUGGAAUAAACGCGUCCUGCUUCUGCAAUAAGGUAACCGAGGAGAUUCUCUGCGGAGAUAUGUUUCUCAAGGGAGAACUCCCAUAUGAAAGUGGCGUUUUCUCGUGCAAUUCUUUGUGUGGGAGGAAACUUGGAUGUGGGAAUCACGAUUGCGAUGAAAUUUGCCACCCCGGUUCGUGUGGGACGUGCGCUUUGUUACCUGGAAAUGUAAGUGCGUGUUACUGUGGGAAAACGGCCUUGCAGACGAGUAGAGAAACUUGUUUAGAUCCGAUUCCGACCUGUUCAGAAACCUGUGGAAGAACUCUCAUUUGUGGGAUUCAUCGAUGCGAAGAGACCUGCCAUGCGGGGGAAUGCCCUCCUUGUAAAGUAAUGGUCACUCAGAAAUGCCGAUGCGCGUCCACUUCUCGCAUAACUGAGUGUUUCAGAUUGACUAGUGAUGAGAAAUUCAAAUGCGACAAGCCUUGCCUGCAUAAGAAGGGCUGCGGGAGGCAUCGGUGCAGUGAAAGGUGUUGCCUGCUUUCGAACCCUAGUUUUACUUUGGAAAGGGAUUGGGAUCCGCAUAUGUGUUCGAUGCCGUGUGGGAAGAAGUUAAGAUGCGGGCAGCAUUCUUGCGAAUCGUUAUGCCAUAGUGGUCAUUGCCCGCCUUGUCUUGAAACUAUUUUCACCGAAUUAACUUGCGCUUGCGGAAAAACGGUGAUUCCUCCUCCCCAGCCUUGCGGAACACCUUCGCCGUCGUGCCAGCUAGCAUGCUCGGUUCAACAGCCUUGCGGGCAUGUUUCUAACCAUAGUUGCCAUUUCGGAGACUGCCCGCCUUGUUCGGUUCCAAUCGCAAAGGAGUGCACUGGCGGGCAUGUUGUGCUGAGGAGCAUUCCUUGUGGCUCGAAGGACAUUCGAUGCAAUAAGCUAUGUGGGAAGACCAGACAGUGCGGGCUCCACGCCUGCGCGAGGAGUUGUCAUCCCCCGCCUUGUGAUUCCUCUUGCGGACCGAAUUCGAACUCGAACGUUAAGGCUUCGUGUGGACAGACUUGUGGUGCUCCGAGGAGGGACUGUCGGCAUACAUGUGUUUCUCUUUGCCAUCCUUCUUCUGCAUGCCCCGAUGCUCGGUGCGAGUUCUCCGUCCCGAUUACUUGCGUUUGUGGAAGGAUAACUGUAUCGGUUCCAUGCGAUGCUGGCGGAAGCAAUGGCGGUUAUGGAGGGGACUCUCUUUAUGAAGCGUCGAUAACCCAGAAACUGCCACUGCCACUUCAACCUGUCGAAACGAAUGGGAGACGGGUUCCUUUAGGGCAGAGGAAGCUAGCGUGCGACGAUGAAUGUGCGAAGCUUGGGAAGAAACGGGUUCUUGCUGAUGCGUUUGGUAUUACGCCGCCGAAUCUUGAUGCGCUUCAUUUCGGGGAUAGUUCGGGUAUCUCCGAGGCUAUGUCGGACCUGUUUAGGAGGGAUCCGAAGUGGGUUUUGUCGGUGGAAGAACGGUGCAAGAUUCUUGUCCUUGGUCGCGGGAGAGGUGGAGCUAGCGGCUUGAAAGUUCAUGUAUUUUGUCCUAUGAUAAAGGAGAAGAGAGAUGCUGUGAGGUUGAUUGCGGAGAGGUGGAAGUUAUCGAUUAAUGCUGCUGGGUGGGAACCGAGGCGGUUUAUCGUGGUGCACGUCACUCAGAAGUCGAAGGCUCCGUCUCGAAUUCUCGGUUCGAAAGGUGGUCCUAUACCGACUAUACUUCAUGCACCCGUGUUUGAUCCUCUUACUGACAUGGAUCCUAGGCUUGUCGUUUCGCUGUUUGAUUUGCCGAGUGAUGCUGAUAUUAGCGCGCUGGUUCUGAGAUUUGGCGGGGAGUGUGAACUGGUCUGGUUAAAUGACAAGAAUGCUCUGGCUGUUUUCAGUGAUCCUGCUAGAGCUGCAACUGCUAUGAGAAGGUUGGAUCAAGGAUCGGUUUAUCAUGGAGCCAUUAUGAUGGUUGCCCAAAACGGUGGUGGGGCGUCAUCAACUGCUGGUGCUUGGGGAGGACAGUCGAAGGACGGUUUGAAGAGUGGCGGGGGUUUGUGGAAGAAGGCGGUGGUGCAGGAGUCGGGUUGGAGCAGUGAGGGCGGUUCAUGGAACGGGAAUGGGAAUGCUGAACCAUUGGCAGCAGGUGUAUGGAAAGGGAAGGAGGAGUCGUCAAACUCGAUUCUCGCGACUUCUGUAAACAGGUGGAGUGUUCUUGAAUCAUCUUCUUCUUCCACACAUGUGGUUGGAAAGAGCCAGGUUUCUUCUGACCCUAAACCUGAGAAGAAUGAAGAGAAUGAGGAGAAUGAUAUAUCAAAUGUGGUGGAUGACUGGGAAAAAGCUUAUGAAGAUUGAAGAAAAGAAUUUACUUUUUUUUACUGCAGGUUUGGAUUUGGAUUUGGGUUUGUGUUUAAAAGGAAGAACCCAACUUCAACUCAAUUUAGAAACACACUCUUGGAUAAUUCUUGAGAUUACAAACAAAAAAAAAGAAUGUAUUGCAUGUGUUGUUACAUUACAGUACACUUUGAGCUUCUUUUAUUUUGAAAAAGAACCUUAAAAACAUUAAUAUUGUAGUAGGUUUUAUUACAUUCUGUGCAAACAAACCUGGUUGAUUUUGUGACAGUGUUUGUUUGCUAUCUAUCUCUUUGUUGAAGAGAAUGCUUGAAACUGUAAUUUUGAUCUGUUUGAAAAUGGUUAUAUCUUCUUUUUUUAGAGGUUUUUUACUAA
Messenger RNA from Impatiens glandulifera, 4024 nucleotides. Its product is annotated as NF-X1-type zinc finger protein NFXL1. Gene Ontology annotation, cellular component: nucleus. NCBI's taxonomy places the organism in Eukaryota, Viridiplantae, Streptophyta, Magnoliopsida, Ericales, Balsaminaceae. The coding region runs from base 356 to 3652 and encodes 1098 amino acids. Gene Ontology annotation, biological process: regulation of DNA-templated transcription. The transcript has 2 exons. The record is from RefSeq and is a predicted model, not a curated record. Gene Ontology annotation, molecular function: zinc ion binding; DNA-binding transcription factor activity, RNA polymerase II-specific; RNA polymerase II transcription regulatory region sequence-specific DNA binding.